Molecule: messenger RNA, 8036 nt
Organism: Peromyscus californicus insignis
Lineage: Eukaryota; Metazoa; Chordata; Mammalia; Rodentia; Cricetidae
Gene: Nek5
Product: NIMA related kinase 5
Exons: 21
Coding region: 136-2205 (689 amino acids)
Biological process (GO): protein phosphorylation
Molecular function (GO): ATP binding; protein kinase activity
Source: RefSeq, a predicted model, not a curated record
CGCCCAGCGCUCCGCCCACUUUCCCGGAGGUGGCCCAGCUCCAGCGUCCCCGGAGGCUUUGCUGCCAGGGGCCAGAUCCACCCGGACACUUAAGACUCACUGCCCACUGAGCAGGGACCUCUGGCCUCCGAAACAAUGGAUAAAUUUGACCUGAUUAAGAUCAUCGGGGAAGGCACCUUUGGGAAAGUAUACUUGGCAAAAAAUAAAACAGAAGGCAAUCACUGCGUCAUAAAAGAGAUCAAUUUUACAAAGGAAAAAGAAGUUUCACAGAAAGAAGUGAUUCUUCUGUCUCAGAUGAAGCAUCCCAACAUUGUAACCUUCUUCAGUGCCUUUCAAGGGAACAGCAGGCUGUUUAUUGUAAUGGAGUACUGUGACGGAGGGGAUCUCCUGCAAAGGAUCCAGAGGCAGAGGGGAGAGUUAUUCAGUGAAGACCAGAUCCUGGGCUGGUUUGUGCAGAUUUCUCUAGGACUGAAGCAUAUUCACGACAGGAAGAUACUGCACAGGGACAUAAAGUCUCAGAACAUCUUUCUUAGCAAGAAUGGAAAGGUUGCAAAGCUUGGGGACUUUGGAACAGCAAGGACACUGAAUAAUUCCAUGGAACUUGCUCAAACGUGUGCUGGGACACCUUACUACCUGUCCCCAGAGAUUUGUCAGAACAGACCAUACAACAACAAAACGGAUAUUUGGUCUCUCGGAUGUGUCUUAUAUGAGCUCUGCACACUCAAGCAUCCUUUUGAGAGUAACAACUUACACCAUCUGGUUCUGAAGAUUUGUGAAGCAUGUGUUGCUCCGAUAUCACCCCACUUUUCUCUUGACCUACAGUCCUUGAUACCUCAGCUCUUUAAAGUGUCUCCUCAGGAUCGACCAUCUAUUAAUUCUCUUUUGAGAAGGCCUUUUUUAGAAACUCUUAUUGCCCGAUACAUGUAUCCUGAGGUCCAUUCAAGAAGAAUUCAGUCCCAUGCUCAUGUGCAGAACGCCGCUAUCCGUUUUACAACUCACUGGGGAGGUAGUCCACGGUCUGCUGCGUAUCUUCAGAGGAGAUUUGAAGCUCAGCAAUAUAAGUUAAAAGUGGAAAGACAAUUGGGUCUUCGUCCACCUUCUGCUGAGCCACAUCCCAACAGGAGAGAAAAGCCACAAAGCCACAGGGACGAGACUCAACUCCAGGAGCUUCGGUACAGGAAGAACAGAAUGAAGGACCAGGAAUAUUGGAGACAGCUAGAGGAAAUCCGCCAACAGUACCACAGCGACAUGAAGGAGAUUAAAAAGAGGAUGGGGAGAGAGCUGAAGGAGAAUGCAGACCUCAGUCAUAAAACCUAUUUGGUGAAGAGGAGUCACCUGCCCUCCCGCCCUGAUGCAGCUGAAGAAGAAGCCUUGGCACAGAGAGGAGUAAAGUUUGAAAUUAGCCUAGAUAAGUGUAUUUCUGAGGAAGACGCCAUCCAAGAGAAUGAGGCAAUGGAUAAACUAAAUGAUACCUUGAGCUUUGAAGAUGGCAUGAAGUUUCAGGAGUGCAGAGCUGUAAAGGACCAUGAAAAUUACACAGACAGAGCCUUUGAGGAGCUCUGUGGCCCCGAAGCAGUUAACUCUGUGUAUGUGCCACGUGGAGUUCAGAGGGCAAGUUGGAGGAGCUGGUUCUCAGGUGGGUCUUGGGGAUCGAACUCAAGUUGGAGGAGCUGGUUCUCAGAGGGUCUCUUUCAGGACAUCAUUGCUGUAGAGAACAGGAGGCAGUGGGAUGCCAGAGCACCUCAGACUCUGCUGCAGAUAAUGGCAACAGCAGAUGUCACCUCCCCCUGCCCCACCAUGCCUGAUGAUGGCCAAGUUAUUGUGAUGGAAGGUAGUCCAGAGAAUCGGAAGCCAUGGUGGUGUGAUGUGCCAGGGACCCUGAGUGCUGUGACGGCAGCACAUGCCCGCAGUAGCCCAUUGUCUGCCAGUGGAGGGGAACCUGUAGUAAUGGUAAAACCACAGCUUCCUCAAGAAGACCAGGAAGAGGCAGAAGUAGCUGCUGGCAUUGUAGUGGAUGAUGAACAAUUGGAUCCAGGAUCGGAUGGUGAUAUAAAAUUUGAAGAGUCUGAAGAUGAGUUGAGAAGUGAAAUAAUAGAAUCCCUAGAAAAACUUGCAACUUCCACAGAAGAAAGGGAAGAGGCUCCCAGCUCCUCUAAGAAUGCUGAAAAGCCAGGAGAGAAAGAAAGCAUAAACUUGCCAGUCUAGAAAUUCCAGUGAAGGUGAAGCUGGUUUUGGCCUAUCUAAUCUGUAUUGCUAAGGCCACAGUUCAUCAAAUGCCAGUCAAAAUGUGCAAGCAUGAAUACUAUUUCUCAUUGCCAGGGAUUCAUGUCCUUAAAGAAAAGUCCACUCUCUUACUGAUUUUAUACACUUUGCCCUGAUGACGCUCUCGAGGGACAACUCCGAUGAAUGCUGGUUUUAGCUUUAACUCUAUUAAAUUGAAACUAUCUGUUCAUAUCUCCACAUUUGUCUUUAGAAUAAAAUUUAUUAGAAAAAAACAGCUUUGGCGAUGUGUGGCAGCUAUUACACUGGUCUCUGCUCAAAUGGUACUAAAACUGUAUUAACCCUUCCACUUCCCUUCUAAGUGACUUGUAACAUUUACAUAGAGUCCAAGGGAACAAACAGCAACAGAACACUGGAACUGUUGUUUUCCAAAACACAGGGUGAUCUUAACCUUUGGGGUGAGUAGAGAGUUAAGAGGAAGGACAGUGGGAGAAGUGAAUUGCAGAGACCAAUUUUCUUCUAGAAAUUUUCAGAAGUUCCUGUCAUAGCUAUGUAACAUAGGUAACUUUUCUGUUGUAUUCACUGACAUGAACACAGAUGCACUCUCAUUUAUUUAUUCCUAUCAAGGUUUUGGAGUCAAGGAUACUUUUAUAUAAUAUUCUGAAACACAUAUUCUGAAAGUACCAAUAACACUGGUACUUACUCUAAUUUUGCUUAUAUUAUGACCCUGUAAAAUACUCUGGAAAUUAUUAAAAUAGGGUAUAUGGGAAUUGAUAGUAUAGCUCAGAGGUUAGCAUGCACAAGAACUUGGGUUGGACUCCCAACACCAAAACCAAGUGUAUGAACUAUAACUAUUUCUAAUUCACUUAAAGCGUCUAUAAAGGGCUUGAGAGAUGGUUUGGCUAAGACUUGUCUUUCAGAGGAUUCAGGACAAUGUUCUCCCCUCCCCCAAGAGCCAUAGGCUAUCCAACAAAACCCCAGUACCAGGCUUCAGAAACCUCCUUUUGAGUUGUUGGUCAUGGGAGAUCAAGAGACUCCUGAAACAAUAUAGGCUAUUGCUAUUGCCCUUGUUGCCUACCAGAGCUGAAGGGAAGUCUCUGUUGCAGAAGACAUCACACACUUUGGACACAAGACUUGCAGGUUCAAGGUGAUCUGACUGGAAAGCUUCCUCCUUGAGAACUAGAUUUCAUAAUACUAGAAAGUGCUUUGCCGGCUGCCAAGGGAGGAUAGCAAUCAUUAGUCCUGCUCAGCUGUGAUGCCUACAAGCUACAAGCUGUCUCUAAAGGUGUAACAGUGGUACUUAUGUAUUGGUGGUAACCAAUAGCUGCCACAUUGAAUGCAAAGCCCACUCAACAGAAGGGAAAUCAUGCCUGGCUAGUGAGGUCAUGGAUUUUGGAGAAGGUAUUACUGCUCCUUUCAUAAACCAGUGUAACUCCUAACUGCAUUCUAAAUACUUGUAUUUAAACCCAAAGAUAAGGGUAGUUUUCUCCUCUGAGCAAAGCAGCUUCCUUUUGCAGAAGAUGAAGACUAUUACAGAAAGCUACAUCUGGUCAAAAUGUAGAGAACAACCAUCUGUGGGGUGCCCAGUCCCAGUUGAUACAUCUUACACAACCCUUACACCUAAGGUUCAGUGAACACUGCAAAAGAGAGGGGCAGAAAGAUUUUAAGAGCUAGAGGACCAGGUAGUUGGUUGCAGUAUUAUCUCUAGAUGUGACAGGGAAUCUACACACACAAAAUCUCAACAAUAUGCCUAAACAAGACCUUAACAAUGACCACACCAGUUGAUAUGGAUGAGGAAAUCUUACAUGGCUCGACCCCUAGAUCAGUGGUUCUCAAUCUUCCUAAUGUUGUCACCCUUUAAUAUAGUUCCUCAUGUUGUGGUGACCACCAACCAUAAAAUUAUUUCAUUGCUAUGUCAUAACUGUGAUUUCACUACUGUUAUGAAUUGUAAUGUAAAUAUUUGAUAUGCGGGAUAUCUGAGAUGUGACCCCCAAAGGUUGAGAGCCUCUUCCCUAGAUGAAGAGCUAAAAGGGAAUUGAUGACUGCUGAGAGAGAAUUAGUCCUCCCCAGGGAUGAGCUUCCUAAUUGGUUAUCCAAUACCAAGUGGUCAUCCCUAAAUCAAAUACAAGCAACACCAAAGGGACCCAGCAGGUUGCAUUUACAUAUUUAUUUGCAUACACAUGUAGCAAUAAUAAUUAAAGAAAAAGAGACCAUGAAUUCCAGAGGUAGGAGAGUCUGAGGGGAAAGAGGAAGUGGAAAAAAUAAUGUAAAUAUUUUAAUUAAAUUAAAGAAAUCACCCAUCAGAAUUAGAUACAAGUAUAUUCUGUAUCAAUAGCUCUACAUCACAAUUAGUUAUAAAUAUAUUAUACAAAGACCAUGUAACACAUACUUCAUAGUUGUGGUAUCACUCACUGUAAAUAGGAAUGUGAAUCCCCACUGCUGUGGACUCAAAACGGAAUGCUUGGACCACUGAAAAACCGUAAUUGUAGAGGACUUAACAGCCACUCAGAAGUUUCCUAGAAACAGUUAAAAGAUGAGUCUUGACAUUUUGCACAGUACCUGAAAUUUAGUAAAAAAAUAAAUAUCUGUAGUACCUUGUUAGGAACACUGGAAAAGAAUAUAUAUGUAAACCAUAUUUUAUGCUUUUGAUACAUGAAAGUAAUUUUGAAAAGUUGGUAUAAAGUGUUAAGAAAUUGAGAAUCCUUUUUUCUUCCAUCACAUUCUCUGUUUUCUUCAUUUGAAUUUUUUUUUUUUUCUUUCGAGACAGGGUUUCUCUUUGCAGUUUUGGUGCCUGUCCUGGAUCUUGCUCUGUAGACCAGGCUGGCCUCGAACUCACAGAGAUCCGCCUGGCUCUGCCUGCCGAGUGCUGGGAUUAAAGGCAUGUGCCACCACCGCCCGGCUUCAUUCCAAUUUUUAUAAUCUUUAGUCCUGUUAUUUUGUGUGGAUGGGUAGGUAGGCUGUGCGAGCUAUAGCCAAAUCUUACUUCAAAGACUAGCCAUAAAAAAACAGAGUGGGCUGAAGGUCAGAACACCAGGUCAUAAUCCUGAUUCUGUCAUUAAACAGCUUUGUGAUAAUAAAGAAAUCUACUUGGUUCUUUAAAUUGUUUUUGUCUGUAAAGUUGAAAAUAAAAUAAACAAUGUGUAAGGUUCCUUUUACCUCCAGACUCCACAAUCGCUUUGCAAAGUAAAUUAUCUCCAACUUAAGCUCUGUUCGUGUGCCACACUGCUUUUCCAUUGUAGUGAGUCAAUAAUAUAAUUGGGAGUAAGUAGAUAAUGAAGCUAGCCAGAUCAAAACAAACAAACAAAAAUAAAAACAGCUGGAGGAGACAGCAAGGAAUAAUGUGCCUCUUUUGUAUGCCCUAACACAAAUGUCAGACAAACUGUGUGGGCAAUUCCUUUAACUAGAAGGAACUCUGUAUGUACAAAAUGACAAAUGCCGUCAUUACAGUCCCAUCUGUGCACACAUAAUCACUUGUUGCUGUGCUGUGGCUCAAGCUUGCCUCACACACAUUACAGCCAGCUACUUACAGUCACAUCCCCUGCCUCCACAUACUUGCCAGUUAUUCAGAAUAGAAGCUGGAUGAAAUUUAUACUGAUUCCCAGCUACUGGCUAAGAAACCAAAAGCUACAGAGUUGUAAACACAUCUUUAAUUUACAAGUACAGAAAACCUUUACUACUGGUUGUUACUUCUUUAAAAAAAAAGUUUUAAAAUUUGCUUUUAUAGUGUUAAAUUACCUGGUAAACAGCCAACAGGGGAAUAUAUUCUGACCUCUCCAUCAGGUGUUAGGGACCAUAUCUGUCUCACUCAUUAAGAUUUCCAGAGGUCUAGGAGUGUCCGUGGUGAAGUGCAUAUUCAGAGGGAGAAAAUGGGUAAGUUGGCACUAGAGUUUGGAGGCCACACUUGAAGAACCAUAUUCUUUAAAUUAGCGGUUGUUUACCAGCACUUAGCUAGGUUUCCAGUACCAUGUUCUCCCUCUAGUUGAGCCAGUCUCAGUCCAGUUUAAGGGCUGUUGGUUACUGUUAAGUAUGCGGUGCCACUACCACUGCACCCUUAAGGUUUUCUUGCCAUGCUGGUUUUUGUUUUUAUGUGGUUCAUAGGUGGCAUAGCUGGGUAUGGCUGUUGGUUGCCUCCCUCCUUCAGAAGUUUGCAUGGCACCUUCUUGUACCAUGAAAGUUAGUCCUGGGGCAGCAACCAGGUUUUGUGUGUGUAUGUGUGCUCACAUGUACGUGCUCUUCAAGUUAGUUCUAGCUUAAGGGUCUCUUGGCCCCGUUUCUGAAGUGCAUGGGACUCCAGCAAUUGAAACUUAUUUUCCACUUCUAGGGGGUAACCAAGGGCAAAAGCAAUAGGUUGUAUGGUUUAGGAGUCUCUUGGACAGACCUGGCCAACAACUCAAAAGAGGCUUCUCAUGUCUGGUACUGGGCUUUUUGUUAGGUGGUCUUUGGCUCUUGGAGGAAGGAUUGUCAGCCCAGAUGAGAAAAGUUCUUUAAAAUUACACAAGUAUUUUUAUACACAGAAUUACAGGUACUACAGUUCUUUUUGGUGUUGUUUAGUAAUCAACGGUAUGACUCCUUGUGGCUUUUUUAGACAUCCUUAUUUUAUUUUAUCAGCCUCCCUCCUUUAAUCACCUCCUUCCCCCUUCCCUAAAAGCCACCCCCAACACACACACCACUUCCCCUAUCAGGUCACUGGGAUCUUUGGUUGUUAUGUUUACUAAAGCAAUACUUAAUUUUCAGAGUAGCUUCAUAUGCUUCACAUCUUGUAUCACAAUUCUAAAAGGUAUUAACAGCUUGAUUUCAGAUGAAACACCCAAGAAUCAAAAACAUUAAGGCAUUGCUUUAGUGUUAGCAAGUCAGGUAUUUGUAAAUGGUGAAGUGAGGUCCAGCCCAGUAUGCUAACUACCGCCUGGCACUUUUUUCAAAAUGCCAUCUCAUGAUCCUUUACACGGUUUGCGCACUAUGAUACGACAAGGUCAGUUUUAGAAAAGCAACUUAGCUUGAUAUUCUCUUAGCUUGAAUCUCUUCACAGUGGGGCUGUUAAGGGAUGAGAAACCCAUAGAAACAAACUGUGUUAGGCUCUAAACAAAACCCAACUUCUACACACACCUAGUUAUGGGAAAGAUUGCUGCUGGUGUUUUGACUUCAACAUAUCUGUACACACCCAUGAAGAAAUCAGUCCAUCCAAUCUCUUGACUGAUGCUUUGGAAUAGGAUUAGAGAUGCCUGUUUGAAGUUUCUUUUUCCUUUAAGAAAAUUAUUAGGUAUACUUAAAAGGUUACUCAUGCUGUUGUUUCCCAGGACUUCUGAGGUUGGGGUAAAGCUCUCACUGGUUAGAACACUUGUGUACCAUGAGCAUGACUCUAGGUUCAAUCUCUAACUCUAAACCCACCCCUCAAACAGUUUUUUCCAAAAUAUAAGACUAAAUUUUAAAGUGCCAGCUGAUUAUCUGCUAAGUGUUUCUCUCAGCACUUCCCUUUCCUCUGGAGGGAAGUGUUUGGCUGAGGUUGGCUCAGUGCAUUCUGUGGUGCUAGGAAUUCAAAUGUCCCUGCUCCUGCUUUCCACUCUGAGGCUCUACAUUCUAUCUCCAGCAUCAUAAAACAAAAACCCAGGAAGUUUUAUGUUUUCUAAAGUACAGUGAUUUGAAAACAGGAUUUGGGGCUUAGAAUGCAGCUCAGUUGGUAGAGUAAUUGUCCAGCCUCCGUUGGGCUCUGGGUUCCAUCCCUAGCACUGCAUACACUGGACUUGUUAAAUUCAUUACUAUGAUCAUAGCAUUCUGGGAGGUGGAGGCAGGGACAUUCAAGGAUUAAAAUAAAAGGAAAA